Messenger RNA from Juglans microcarpa x Juglans regia, 1085 nucleotides. RefSeq lists its product as uncharacterized. The transcript is spliced from 2 exons. The coding region runs from base 38 to 628 and encodes 196 amino acids. NCBI's taxonomy places the organism in Eukaryota, Viridiplantae, Streptophyta, Magnoliopsida, Fagales, Juglandaceae. The record is from RefSeq and is a predicted model, not a curated record.
GUUUAGAAAGAUUAGAUUUUGUGUGCCUACUAGUUUUAUGCGUAAGUUGCUUGUGAGUGAUGGACAUGCUGGUUUGUUGGGUAACCUUAGUGUAAGGAAAACUUUUGUUGUGUUGCAUGACUGUUUGUGGGAAUACCAUUUGCCAUUCAAAGACUUGUUGCACGAACGUUUGUGGAAGUAUCAUUUGUCAUUCAUUGAUGUAUUGCAUGAACAUUUGUGGGAGUAUCAUUUGCCAUACAUUGACGUGUUGCAUGAACGUUUGCGGGAGUAUCAUUUGCUUUUCAUUGAGUUUGCAUAUAAUUGGAGUGGUCAUUCUCGUGAAAAUAAGAUUUCAGACAUGUUGCAUGAACGUUUAUGGGAGUAUCAUUUGCCAUUCAUUGACUUGUUGCAUGAACGUUUGCGGGAGUAUCAUUUGCCAUUCAUUGACUUGUUGCAUGAACGUUUGCGGGAGUAUCAUUUGCCAUUCAUUGAGCUUGCAUAUUGGAGUGGUCAUUUUGGUUCGAGGAAGACUUUAGAUGUGGAGAUUCGAGGUCGAAUCCUUUUGAGGAGAGGGGGAAUGAUGGGAACCAAGAUGGGUCUAGUCUUAAAGAUCAUUUGCAACUUCCAGAUGGGCCAAGAAGAUCAAUGAGAAAAUGCAAGGAUUGAUGCAAUCCAUUUGGGACAAGUUUAGCAAGAGCCCAACAUUCAAGAUGGGGCUUGAAGGAUGAAGAUCCAAUUUUAAUUCAUUUGAUUAGCUACGGAAGAGGGCAACGACAAGACUUAAUGGCUUUGGACUCUUGAAGGGUUUCAACUUAUUUAAUUCAUUUAAAGAACUUAUUUUAUUAGUUUAGAAUAAUUGAGUUUAUUAUGAGAAGCACUUAAGGGAGCCUAUGCAAGGGCAUGUUGGGAAAGUUAUUAUUUUAUUGAACUAGGGUUAGGGUUACUGUAGCAGAGUACUAUAGCACGGCACUGUAGCCGAGGCACUGUUCAUCCAGGGGCACUUUUGGAAGAUGGGGGUUUAUUUUGGCUAGGGUUUCAUUAGGUUUUGCUUUAAAUACUCUAUGUAGCCUCAUUCUAAUCAGAUUAUGAAGUUUAUGAAAUUUGAU